Babesia microti strain RI is the source of this 825-nucleotide messenger RNA. RefSeq names its product Prohibitin-4 mitochondrial. The record is from RefSeq and is a predicted model, not a curated record. Gene Ontology annotation, cellular component: membrane; mitochondrion. The transcript has 4 exons. The coding region runs from base 1 to 825 and encodes 274 amino acids. Lineage: Eukaryota; Apicomplexa; Aconoidasida; Piroplasmida; Babesiidae. Gene Ontology annotation, biological process: mitochondrion organization.
AUGGAACGAUUUAUUCAAAAAAUUAGCAAAUUGGGGUUCACUAUCGGUGCUAUAAGUAUAGUUCCCUACUCUUGCCUUUAUGAUGUAGACGGGGGGGAACGAGCCGUUAUGUUCAAUCGUUUCGCCGGGGGAAUUUCAGAUACAAUUAUUGGAGAAGGGUCACACUUUUACAUACCAUGGUUUCAAACUCCAUACCUUUACGACAUAAAAACUAAGCCUAAAGUCAUCAAUACCACUACGGGCACCAGGGAUUUGCAAAUGGUUAGCAUAAGUCUCAGGAUUUUAUACCGACCAAUGCCAAAUAAAUUGCCAACAAUCCACCGUAAACUAGGUCCUGAUUACGAUGAAAGAGUAUUGCCUUCUAUUGGCAAUGAAGUACUAAAGGCAGUGGUAGCCAGAUAUGACGCGGAAUCGCUACUUACACAAAGGGACAAAGUAUCAAACGACAUAAGAAUGGCUAUUACCAACCGUGCCAAACAAUUUGACAUAAAAUUAGACGAUGUUGCUAUCACUCACUUGAGUUAUGGGAAAGAUUUUGCCAAGGCAAUUGAAGAAAAACAAGUUGCGCAGCAAGAAUCGGAAAGGGUUAAAUUUAUUGUGGCUAAAAGUGAACAGGAAAAGUUGGCGGCGAUAGUUAAGGCUGAGGGGGAAGCUUUGGCUGCCAAUAUGAUUUCCAAUGCCAUAAAGCAACACGGUUCGGGGAUGCUUGAGAUUAGGAAGUUGGAGGCGGCUAAGGAAAUCGCUGAGACUCUUAGCAAAUCGAAAAAUAUAUCAUACAUACCUUCCAGUACCAAUUUGAUCCUUAACCAAUCUUCCAUCAAUUAA